Messenger RNA from Rhopilema esculentum, 1358 nucleotides. RefSeq names its product isocitrate dehydrogenase [NAD] subunit gamma, mitochondrial. Gene Ontology annotation, biological process: isocitrate metabolic process; tricarboxylic acid cycle. The record is from RefSeq and is a predicted model, not a curated record. Lineage: Eukaryota; Metazoa; Cnidaria; Scyphozoa; Rhizostomeae; Rhizostomatidae. Gene Ontology annotation, molecular function: magnesium ion binding; NAD binding; oxidoreductase activity, acting on the CH-OH group of donors, NAD or NADP as acceptor. Gene Ontology annotation, cellular component: mitochondrion.
AUGAUCCAGCUAUUUCGACGAAUUAUCAGCAGAAACAACCUUUGUAAAUUCCAUGGGAAACUUCAAGUAGCGAACUUCAAUAGCAGAUCGCCGACUGGGACGUAUGGAGGUAGACACACAGUAACAAUGUUGCCUGCAGAUGGCAUAGGCCCGCGACUGAUGCAGGGUACCCAGGAGGUUUUUAGGAGUGCUGGUGUGCCCAUAGAUUUUGAGGUAGUCACUUUUAGUCCAUUAAACUCAGAAGAAUCUUCUGAAACAAUUGAAGAUGCGGUUACGUCAGUGCAACGAAAUGGUGUAGCGCUGAAAGGAAACUGGAUGUCAAUAAUGGACGGUCCACAUGACAUGUCUUCAAAUGUCCAGUUGAGACAUAACCUUGAUCUAUUUGCAAACGUUGUAAGAUGCAAGUCGUUUCCAAGUGUUGAAACAAGGCACAAAGAUGUAGAUGUUUGUAUAGUGCGUGAAAAUACUGAAGGGGAAUACAGCCACUUAGAACACGAAAAUGUAAGUGGAGUCAUUGAAAUGAUGAAAAUUGUUACUGAAGAAAGAUCUGAAAGAAUCGCAGACUUUGCCUUCAGAUAUGCCAAGGAAAAUGGAAGAAAAAAAGUAACAGCAAUCCACAAAGCAAAUAUCAUGAAAAUGAGUGAUGGAUUAUUUCUAAAUACAUGCAGAAAAAUAUCUCAUUUAUACCCAGACAUUGAGUUCAGUGACAUGAUUAUCGAUAAUUGUGCUAUGCAGCUUGUUUCAAAUCCAAAGCAAUUUGAUGUAAUGGUAAUGCCUAACCUUUAUGGAAAUGUCAUCACAAACAUUGCAGCAGCCUUAGUUGGUGGGCCUGGCAUUCCUCCUGGUGCCAAUUAUAGCAAUGAUUUUGCAGUCUUUGAAUCAGGAACACGCAACAGUGGAAAAGCAAUUGCUGAUAAAAAUAUUGCCAACCCAAUGAGUUUUCUUUUUGCUGGUACAAAUAUGCUACGGCAUCUUGGUUUGUCAAGCUAUGCUCAAGUCAUAGAUAAAGCAAUUGAAAAUAUUGUUGUUAGCAGAAGAGCCAGAACCCCUGACAUUGGGGGACAGACAACAACAUCAGAAUUCUUUGAGAUUCUUGAGAAAGAAAUUGAAGCUAUGAGGUCUAAAAGAAGGAUGUACCCAGCUCAAUAAAGUAGUUUUUGUUUUAACACCAAAUGUUGGAAAAAAUGUGGUUUAAAGUGUUUAUUUAAAACUUGGAUGAAUUCAGAAUACCGUUAUCAAAUAUUAUAUUGAAAAUUCUUGUAUUAUUUACCAAUGAGAUUGUUGUACUAUGUUGUUUUGAAUAUGUUGCUCUAAUGUUUUAAAAAGGCAGAUCUUUAUAACAAUUUAAAGGACUCAAA